AUGGAGUGCAUGAAGGAUGAGUUCCACAAAGGCCAACUUCUAGACGGUCGUUUCAGAACCAUUGCUCCUCUCAACCAUGGUUCCUUUGGCAUGGUCUUCCUCGCCGAAGAUACCUUGACCCGACAGAAUGUGGCCAUCAAAUGUUUGACCAAGCCUUCUGUGGCCAACAAGUCCGCACAGGUAACGACCCCGGAUGAAGGGACAGAAGAGCUUGCCUGCCAUGCAAUUCUGAAGCACCACGACCACCUAGUGAACCUUGUUCAUCAUUUUGAGACCGACGCUCACACCUACCUGGUCCUGGAAUACUGUUCUCAAGGUGACUUAUAUGAGGCAAUCCGCCUCAAUCGUGGUCCCAUGCAGACAGAGCACGUCCGCCGUUUCAUGCUGCAGCUGAUCAGUGCGGUGCAACACAUGCACGCCAACGGUCUUUACCAUCGAGACAUCAAGCCUGAGAACAUCUUCUUGACCCAAGAUGGUUCCGUCAAGCUCGGGGACUUCGGCCUAGCCACCAGGAGCCUCUGGUCCUACGAGUCCUGUGUUGGAAGCGACCGAUACAUGGCCCCAGAGCAGUAUGAUCCCGCUGGUACAGGCUAUUCCCCGGCAAAGGCAGAUAUCUGGUCCAUCGGUAUCUGCUUGCUCAAUGUCCUCUUUGCCAGGAAUCCCUUUGUUACACCCACGGAAUCGGACGUCCUCUUUGCCGACUAUCGUCGAGACCGUCAAUCAUUGUUCGACAUCUUCCCCAGCAUGUCGCAGGACACCUUUGAGAUCCUGUCCGUGGCCAUGGCUUUGGACCCUUCCAAACGGGACCUGGGGCUUGUCAAGCAAGCUGUGCUUCGCGCCAUUGCCUUCACCACCGAGGACGAAUCCUUUGACGACUUUUUCUGUUCUGAGGAACGGGACGUUGUGCAAGCCAGUGCCAACCGCGAGCCUUUGCGGACCCCGUCAAUUCAAAGCCCGCAGAUGGAUGGCGACUCCUUCCCCUGGGCCAAGGCAUUGCAUGCCAGUCCUCUGAAACAGCAGUUGGACUCCAUUCCCGACCUCUACGAGGAGGAUCUCUUCGACUCGGACAAGAGCCUCAAGCUGGGCGAGUCCUGGUACUCGGGCCAUGGUACUACACCUUCUCUGACAUCCAUCUUCGAUUCUGCUUAUGGAUCGUUCAAAUCCAUGACCCUCAGACGGUCUGCUGCCCGCAACCCGCCUAAGCCAGACCCUGUCCCCAUCCCCAACUCGUUACCAUCUCGCGCUUCCAGGCCCAUUCCCACCAUGUCGUCCGUGUUUGGCAAGAAACAGGAUGACGUGGCCAAGAGCUGGAGUGAUAUGUUCGAAGAAGAUGAGGAGGAGUCGGAACGGGAGGCAGAGCUGAAGUUGCGACGUGAACAGAAUUCACGAAGCUGGAGUCAGGACAGCCAGAAGCGUCUUCCGGUACCUCCAGGAGUGCUCACCGAGUCCAAGAGUCGGUCCUCUAGCAACGCGCGUCGCAGCCGCACGCCGAAGCCCGUGUCGCCGAUCAAGGCGAGCCACGGGGCGAACGAGAAUGACCCCUUUGGCUGGCGUGGACGGACUCCUCGACAUUCGCCCAAACAGGUUCCUGUAGACAAGUGGGCGGCGCUGGGCGACAAGAGGCGGAACUACCACACGGAGUCGGAUCCGCAGACUUGGACUUUCAAGAAACGAUCUAUGACGACUGGAACACGCAGGAAACCUACGACUGUAUUGGGACACGAGAGCCACCAACAUCAACAUACAUGGCAUCGCCGUGACAGCCGACAGAAGGCACGUCCGGCGUAUCUGAAUCAAGAUUGGCGGCAACAACGGGUGACGGAUUCAUCCUCAGCCGAUGAGGAUGAGCUUGAGUGGGUUGGAGGUUGGCACAACUUCCAUUUGUAA
Molecule: messenger RNA, 1887 nt
Organism: Fonsecaea nubica
Lineage: Eukaryota; Fungi; Ascomycota; Eurotiomycetes; Chaetothyriales; Herpotrichiellaceae
Exons: 1
Coding region: 1-1887 (628 amino acids)
Biological process (GO): protein phosphorylation
Molecular function (GO): protein kinase activity; ATP binding
Source: RefSeq, a predicted model, not a curated record